CGAACUCUUUCGCUCGGGCUGACAGCUUCGGUGGCUGUUCCCUCGCUGUGUCAGACGUCCUACAACCGACUCCACAAGGACCACUUUUCCCGGCCGUUGUGAAGGGUCGAUUGUCCUCGUCUCGACGCGCCUCGACAGAAGCACGAUAGGGUAAGAGAUGUAGCGAAGCUCCGAUCCACCAGGCACGAGUAGGCCGCCGAUCUUCCUGCAUACCCCAUGUGGUCCCGCUCACUCCCCGCUUACAGACUGUAGGAACAAUGCAAAACUGACUUCCAAGGUUACAUCAUCCCUCAGAGAGUGUGCCCGAAGAGAUAGAAUAACAAAGCAGGUAGCGUGCUAGUUCGUAUGUUUAAUCCUGUCCACUUGGCGGUAAGGCAGUACCAAUGCGGCUUUUUUUCCCCCCAUUUGCUCUUGUGGCAGCCGGCCUGCUUCCUUUCAUCCCCGAACGAAACGUUGUGAGCCUUGUCGGGGACGGCUGGACUGUUUCUAAUAAUGCCCUCAAUGUCUCCGUACCAGCCUCUCUGCCAUCACAAGUCCAUCUGGAUUUAUUCGCCAACCAGGUGAUAGGAGACCCAUACUAUGGCCUAAACGAUUUCAACCUCCGUUGGGUUGCUUGGUCGAACUGGACGUAUACCUCACUGCCCAUUGCGGGAUUGUCCAGCAAUGUCAGCAGUACUUGGCUUUUAUUCAACGGGCUGGAUACGUUCACAUCCAUAAGCUUCUGCGGUCACCAUGUCGCAAGCACGAACAAUCAGUUCCGGCAAUAUUGGUUCGACGUCUCCACGAUCACGACCAGUUGCGACGAGACAGAGCGCAUCCUGUCGAUCAAUUUCGGCAGUGCUCCCAAUAUUGCGAAUGCAAUUGCUAGCGAGCCGGGUCAGGAAACCUGGCCAUCUGGGGUGCAACAAGUGUUUGAGUUUCCCAACCGCUGCUUCAUCCGUAAGGAACAAUCCGACUUCGGCUGGGACUGGGGACCUGCGUUUGCUCCUGCCGGCCCAUGCAUUGUAGACAUUUACCGACAAGGCCAGCUCAACAAUCUUCCACCUGCACAGGACGUACCAUGGGUGGGCAACGCGAGCCUGGACUACUUUGGCCAGCUUCCUGCUGGCUCUAUCUUGCAGUAUACCCUGAAGGACAUGCAGAAUAUCACAGUCGCGAGCGGUGCUAUGAGUCGUGUCAAUCAGACGAACGCCACAGUGACUGGACAAACCACGAUAGCUGCGCGGCUCGUUGACUUGUGGUGGCCGAAUCAGCUGGGCAACCAAACGCUGUACUAUAUCACGAUUGAUCUGGUCUCGGCGUCGAAUACGUCUUUGACAUGUGUGACCAAGCGUAUUGGUUUCCGUACUAUCGUGCUCAACGAAAGCCCCAUCGCGCAAGAUCAGCUAGCGCAAGGCAUAGCACCAGGCAACAACUGCCAUUUCGAGAUCAACGGCCAUGAGUUCUACGCCAAGGGCAGUAACUUCAUCCCACCCGACGCUUUCUGGCCACGCGUGGCGGUUGAGAGGAUGAACCAACUCUUCGACUCCGUAGUGGACGGCAACCAGAACAUGUUACGUGUCUGGGCCAGCGGUGCUUACUCUCCCGACUUCAUUUAUGAUCUGGCGGACGAGAAGGGUAUCCUACUCUGGUCGGAAUUCGAGUUUGGCGACGCCCUGUAUCCGAUUGACCCUGCUUUUUUGGACAACGUCAGAGAGGAAGCGGAGUACAACGUCCGUCGUGUGAACCAUCACCCAUCUUUAGCAUUGUGGGCCGGCGGUAAUGAGCUCGAGAAUUUGGAGCUGAUUCUUGUGAAUCAAUCUGCCCCUGAUCAGCUCCCACGAUACAUGGCGGAGUACGAAACGCUGUUUUUAAACACGUUGCUUCCUGUCGUAUUCGGCAACAGCAAGAGCAUCAGCUAUGCGCCCAGCUCGACCAGCAAUGGCUGGCUCUCACUCAAUUUCAGCAAUGCCAAACCAAUGGUCGAGCGCUACUACAAUUUGACGCCUGGCAGUGUCUAUGGCGAAACGGACUUCUACAAUUACGAACCAAGUGUGCUGUACAACGACAGUGCCUAUCCUAUUGGGCGGUUCUCGAACGAAUUCGGCUACCACUCCAUGCCAAGUCUGCAGAGCUGGCAGUCCCAGAUCUCCGCCAAAGAUUUGUCUUUCAACAGCACUACGGUUAUGCUUCGCGACCACCAUCCUCCCGCGGGUUUACUGAACACGAGCAACACCGCCAACGCAUCGAUAGGACAAGCGCAGAUGACAGAGGCAGUACAGCUAUGGUAUCCAAUCUUCCAGGCCGAUCUCUAUGUCAGUGAGAUCGAAUUCUACCGACGCGGUUCUGGCUUACCAAACCGUCAGCUCGGCUCAUUGUAUUGGCAGCUCGAGGAUAUCUGGGUAGCUCCAGCGUGGGCAGGGAUCGAGUAUGAUGGGAGGUGGGAGGUGUUACACUACGCCGCCAAAGACAUCUACGAGCACGUUAUCAUCGCGCCAUACUACAAUGUGACUACUGGCAAUCUCAGCGUUUGGGUUACCUCAGAUUUGUGGCAGCCGGCGACAGGGACUGUGACUUUUGCUUGGUACGAUUGGUCUGGCAAGCAUCUAAUCAACACUUUUAUUACAACCAUCCUGCAAGGCUACAACCUGACUAACGCGGUCCUGUAUAUGGCUGUUGAAGCCGUUAGCAGCUUACCAAACGAUAACGCAUUCCGUACCUUCCGGCAUGAAAACUUCUUCCACCCAACUGCUUUGCAAGUCGCCCAGCUUGUUAAUCCUGGCUUAAACUUGACCUAUUCGCCAACUACUCAGAACUUCACCGUAUCAGCGACAUCAGGAGUAGCCGCCUGGGUAUGGCUCGAUUAUCCCGCUGGUGCUGUUCUCAACUUUGACAGUAACGCUUUCUGGCUGCUGCCAAACGAGACACGGCAGGUGUCUUAUACUCUCAAAAGCGAUACGACGAACGGCGGUUGGAUUAAUGGCGUCACAGUUCAAAGUCUCUGGAAUCAGACUCUGCCUUUGUAAGGAAUAGCAAAAUGUGGUGAUUGGAUGACCCAGCGCUACAUUGAGAGGUCGUAUGAUCUUGUCUAGACAUUCUUCAUAUCGCUAUUGGUAGGUGGGAUCUUUCCUUCCGCUUCCGCUCGUUCG
This is a messenger RNA of Baudoinia panamericana UAMH 10762, 3128 nucleotides long. Its product is annotated as glycoside hydrolase family 2 protein. Gene Ontology annotation, biological process: glycoprotein catabolic process; carbohydrate metabolic process. The coding region runs from base 384 to 3005 and encodes 873 amino acids. The transcript is spliced from 9 exons. Gene Ontology annotation, molecular function: beta-mannosidase activity. The record is from RefSeq and is a predicted model, not a curated record. Lineage: Eukaryota; Fungi; Ascomycota; Dothideomycetes; Mycosphaerellales; Teratosphaeriaceae.